AUGCGCACACGAGUGUCCGGGCUGUUUCCCCCGCGAGGCGUGCUGGGGAGCCGGGUGUCUUGGCUACAAGUCUGGGAGGACUACAAUUCCCAGCAACGAGAGCGGAAAGCGCCUUGGAGUAUCGCCUGCUUUGGAAAGCGCCUCCUUUUCACGCGCAUGCGCGGCCGAGGGCGGGAAAACCGGCUUCCUUUUCUCUGCCUCAGGGACGAGGUCUUCAUGCCAAACAGCACGGAGCUCGAGGAGUACAUCCUUUCAGAGUCCGGGGUUGUCUUCAGGGGCGAUUACCGCAGCAUCAGUGGAAUGAGAUGGGAAUUUGGCCAGUUCCAGGAGGGCAUUCUGGACCCCUGCCUGUCCAUCCUGGACCAGAGCAUAGACCACCGCAAAGAACCGGACACUGACUUGCGUCGCCACAAUGACCCCAAAUACGUUGGGCGGGUGCUCACCUCCACGGUAAGGCUCACUCCCAGCUCGGGUGUGUUGGAGGGAAACUGGAGCGGCUAUUACUAUGAUGGGGUGAGUCCCAGCAGCUGGUCAGGAAGUGUGAAGAUCCUGCGACAAUGGAAGUCCUCUGGCUUUCAGCCGGUCCGCUAUGGGCAGUGCUGGGUCUUUGCAGGAGUGCUGACCACAGUGCUCCGGUGCCUUGGUUUCCCCGCCCGCAUGAUCUCCAACUUCAGCUCAGGCCACGACACCAACACGAACUUGAGGUUGGACACGUACUACAGGCCAGAUGGGAGCGUAUAUUAAAAAGACAGCAUCUGGAACUACCAUGUGUAAUGGUUCACUCGGUCUGACCUGGGUGCCAAGUACAAUGGCUGGCAAAUUUUGGAUGCGACUCCGCAAGAACAAAGCUCUGGCGUCUUCCAGUGCGGCCCGGCUUCCUUGGUGGCCAUCAAGGAGGGAGAUGUGGACCUGAACUAUGAGUGCCCCUUCAUCUUUGGCGAGGUCAAUGCUGAUAUAGUCACUUGGACUUAUGACACAGACAAACAGAAGUGGAAGAAGGCUUACGAAGACACCAGGAGCGUGGGCAAGAAAAUAAGCACCAAGGCCUUGGGCAGCUUCACUCGUCUUGAUGUCACCGACACUUACAAGUACUCAGAAGGCAGCAGCGAGGAGCGGGAGACCUUCCAAAAGGCCCGGGAUAAGCUGGACAUGAGCUCAAUGGCCAUGUCCGCCAUGGCCAGGCCCACUAUGGCCAUGCCCGCCAUGGACAUUCCCACCCUGCUUCCGGACCCUCCCAAGCCCAGAGUGACAGGAAAGUUCGAGGUAAAGAGUCGCCCUGAGGUUGGCCAGGACGUGGAGCUGGUCCUGCAGCUAACCAACCUGGCCCCUGCGGCCAGUACCCUGACGGCCAACAUGAAUGCCUGGACCAUCGUCUACACCGGGAAGCCCAUUCAUGAGGUCUGGAAGGACUCCCUCGCCCUGACGCUGGGCCCCCAAGAAGAGAAAGCUUUUCCCAUCAAGAUCUCUUAUGCGGACUACCAAAAGCACCUGACGACUGACAAUGUAAUCCAGGCGACAGCUGUGUGUCAGGUCAAGGAGGGAGCUGACACCGUGGUGUUGCAGAACAUCUCCCUGGAGAACCCCACCGUCACCUUGAAGAUGCCGAACCAAGCAAAGGUGGGCGAAGUGCUGAAGGUAGAGAUGGUCUUCACCAACCCACUGGCAGAAGAGAUCUCCUCUUGUUUGCUCCUGGCCGAGGGGAGUGACCUGCUGGAGGACGAGAUCAGGAAGGAGGUCCCACCAGUGAAAGGCAAAGAGACUGUCCGUGUCUGCUUCGAAGUCACUCCCAAGAAGAAGGGCGCCAAGCAGCUGCUAGCCAACUUCUCCUGCGACAAAUUCAAGGAUAUAAAGGCUUUCCAGGACAUCAAGGUGGUCGGCUGAUCCUGGUUCCUGGAGAGACCCCUCCCCAAAUAGAGGCACUCCCAAAGGAGAUGGAGCAGACCCCAAUGCAAGAGAUUGGGUGGCUCAGGGAGGGGGGGGUACGCUUCCCAGGCAUCCACAUUGUCUGUAUGGCCUUGCUUUAAUACAGGUUUUCUUGCUGCAA
Anolis carolinensis (green anole) is the source of this 2044-nucleotide messenger RNA. RefSeq names its product protein-glutamine gamma-glutamyltransferase E. The record is from RefSeq and is a predicted model, not a curated record. Gene Ontology annotation, molecular function: protein-glutamine gamma-glutamyltransferase activity. Gene Ontology annotation, biological process: peptide cross-linking. NCBI's taxonomy places the organism in Eukaryota, Metazoa, Chordata, Lepidosauria, Squamata, Anolidae.